Acipenser ruthenus (sterlet) is the source of this 6095-nucleotide messenger RNA. Its product is annotated as splicing factor, suppressor of white-apricot homolog. The transcript has 17 exons. Gene Ontology annotation, molecular function: RNA binding. NCBI's taxonomy places the organism in Eukaryota, Metazoa, Chordata, Actinopteri, Acipenseriformes, Acipenseridae. The coding region runs from base 2924 to 5356 and encodes 810 amino acids. Gene Ontology annotation, biological process: mRNA 5'-splice site recognition; RNA processing. The record is from RefSeq and is a predicted model, not a curated record.
AAUGACAGCGGUGGUAAAUUUGCCGAGCUGCUGGUGUUCGGAUACGCGUGUAAGGUGUUCCGGGACGAUGAGAGGGCUCACUACCACGAGCAGGGCAAGCACCUUAUCCCAUGGAUGGGGGACAAGAGCAUCAUGAUUGAUAGGUCGGUUUAACAAACGAAAAAGGAAAACUAUACCUAAUCAACUAAUGUAAUGCCUUCCAAAAGGACAGAUUGGAUAUGUUGUUUUUCUCUCUCCUUGUAUUUUUUUUUUAGUUAAGAAAUCACUCCUUGACACAACAGUGGACAACAGAUUGCCUAGCUUUUUCAUAAUUUUCGAUAAAGCUGAAGACGUAAUGCAUAAAAUAUUUGGAAAAACAAAACUGUACUAACAUUAAGAUGCGGCGUCCUCUUUUGUGGCUUGGUACAAUAGAAAACUUUCCGUAGUGUCAGUAAGUUUAUAGAUUAAUAGCAUCAUAGGGCACUUUUUAACAAUUGGGUGUUUUGCCUACCUAUGUGCUAAAUUGGAAGAUGGAACCCCGGUCCAGCAAAUGCAUGAAAUCAGUAUAGUAUUUUUAAACAGUAAAUUAUUAAGCCGCUUUUGUAAAUGACUAAUGGUAUAAAACACACAAUUGUAAUAGAGUUCUAAGUUAGAACGCACCUUUUCCAUUCCAGAAUCCGAUCUCUGACCACUACUGGGAAGAGGACGCUGCAUCUUACAAAGAAUCUGCUCUGGUACUUUUAACACUAGCAGUGCUUGCUCAGGAUAUUUCCCUUGCAUUGUAACCUACUAUACAUUUUAAUGUUUUCAUAGCUACUUACCUGAAGGCACGUACACAUUUUUGUUGCUAUGUUAGAAUACAGGCCUAUUGUGUACAUGGUCUAGCAAAGUUGGCUGCUGUUGAAAUGAGACCAGAGCAAAUUUAAGUUCUGUAAAUAUAAACAGUAAAUUAAGGAGGUUCAUUUUGUUUCGUUAGCCAGCCCUACCUACCCUCACAAGGCUUCUUUAACAUAUAGUGGCAACCAGGACUCCUGUCCAGAAGUCAUGGCAUGGGACUGCAUUCUAAAUACAAUAAAUUCAGCUUGCAUUUUGUAGGUACCAUUAUUGCAUGUAAAUAUUUCCUUUUAAACAGUCUACAAAAGUACAGCUUUGAUAUCGCAAAAAGUUUCCUUAAUGAUUAUUGGUGGGAACACCCACUAUCACUUUAACAAUGAAUGUUGUUUGGAGGAGACCAUACAGUAACAAGAUAAAGGCAUCUAAAAUUAGUAACAAUUGAGGAAUGUUAUCCAGAAGUAUCAACCCCCUACCUACAAAAUACUAAUAAAGUAAAUAUUUUCAUAUGUAGUCUCCAUAGCCAUGUACUCCAGCUUUAUUUAAAAUAAAUAAAUAAACUUUAGACUGGCCCUAGAUCUGUUUGCCAUUAAUGAUAGUGAACCUUCUUAAUCUGCAUGUAGCAGUACUUGUUUCCAACGUGUAUGUGUGUGUCUCUCUAUCACGUAAUCCAGACCUUAUUUCCUCAGCGAAAUGGCUAGGGAUCAAGCCUAGCCCUGAUUGGCUCAUCAGCGCCUGCACCUUUCUUUUGCCGAAGAACUCUGGACUGAGAGGUGGGAUAGCGGAGUGAACGCAGGGAAAUUUCGUCCGUUUCGUUCUAACGGAUAGGUAUUUAUGUGCUCGGGUUUGUGUGGAUGUACAUUUUUUUUUCAUUUGUAGAGGAAAGAAAAUACUUUGCCCCAAGUUAAACAGAAAGGAAAAAAAAAACAGGAAUGGUUGAUUGAACCAUGUAAGGUAAGCUGGGAGAGUCCCCACCCCCACCCCCAUGCAGGGUUUCUGUUUAGCACAGUUUGUAUAAUGCAGUUUUAUCAGGCGUUUCUCUUCCAGAAGUAAUUCCUUUUAUUCAUUAAAAAAAUUAUGUAUUUAUUUUUAAGUUAGGUUUCUGUCCUGCGCUUCGUAGAAAUUGUACCGUAUUAAUGUGUGCUGUAUUUUGCUAUAAAAAAAUUAUUGAAUUGCAAUAGUACUUCCAUUAUUCUUUACUUUUAGGAUCCCCUUAAGGGUAAGUAUGUGGUGUUCUAAAAGCAGUAUGAUUCACUAAGUUAACCCUAAAUUUCGUUUUCCAGGUACGAUGGGCGCGGGCAUUUACAUGACCUCUCUGAAUACGAUGCAGAAUCAUGGAAUCGCGACUACCAUCUCUCAGAGGAGGAGGCCAGAAUCGAGGCCCUGUGUGAUGAGGAGAGGUAUUUAGCCUUACAUACGGACUUGCUUGAGGAAGAGGCAAGGCAAGGUACUACACACAGAGGAAACUUUCUUUACAGCACACGUUUUUCUUUGUCUGAGAACUGUACUUGCCUGCGUACAAAAAGUGUUGUUUUUGACCCACCAGUUGCUCAUGUACUCACUUGUUUGUGAUCUGUUUAACAGUAGCCAUUCGGAAAGGAAAAGGAGACCUUGCAAUUCUCACUGGACACCAGGAUUUUUAUUUUUUAUUUUUUAAUGCAAAACAAAGUCCUCCUUGGGCUUUACAGAGCAAACGGGACUGCACUUGUAAUAACGAUAAACAAUAUUGCAAUACACAAGAGCAUGUCUCGGUUGAUAAGUGACAUUUGGCUUUUCUAAGCCAGUUACUCCGGGGUUAAAAAGAUUUUAAAAAAUGUAAGCACCCCUGUCCUUGAUGGGAUCUGACAAAUCUUACAGUCCUCUUCUUUACAGUGACUUAUUUACAUGAGUAUGAUCAUUUAUUUGAUUGAUUAUUACAUCAUUAGUGACCUACAACUAAAUAUGUGCAAGUAUAUGCACAUGCUGGCUAACUAUAUUAAGUAACACAACAGCCAGCUGAAAAAAAUACUAUACUUUUCUUACAAACUGCAUCUGGAAUCAUUGAACAAAACGCCUCAGGACAACAAUAGGUUUGUUUAAACCUUUCCGGACAGAAAAAUGGGUUGGUUAGAUAAUGCCACAGACAGAGGAAGAAUAUAAGCGCCUGAGUGAGGCCUUGGCUGACGAGGGCACCUAUAAUGCAGUGGGGUUUCAAUAUAGUGCUGAUUACUACGACCCCUCACAGCCCACAGAAGAGGAGGAGUUAGCCAAAGAGGCUGCAGAACAGGAACCAGAAGAGAGUGAAGAGCCAUUCAUUGCACCCCCUGGACUCAGUGUAGCCCCUGAUGUGGAGCUGCCUGCAACAACUAAAAUGCAUGCAAUCAUUGAGCGCACAGCCAGUUUCGUCAGCAAACAAGGAGCUCAGUUUGAGAUCAUGCUGAAAGCCAAGCAGUCCCGGAACUCCCAGUUUGAUUUCUUGCGCUUUGAUCACUACCUGAACCCUUACUACAAGCACAUCCUGAAGGCCAUGAAGGAGGGCAGGUACAUCUCGCAGACUGAGACCAAACCAGACGAGAACCAGAAUUCUGGAACAGAUGACACAGACGAUGAUGAAGAUGGGUGUUACCUUCAUCCCAGUCUCUUUGCCUCUAAAAAGUGCAACAGACUUGAAGAACUUAUGAAGCCAUUGCAAGUAAUGGAUCCAGACCACCCUUUGGCAGCCUUGGUCCGGAAAGCCCAGCAAGACAACAAUGCAGCAACAAAGAAAGCAGAAGAGAGUUUAGCAGCAGCAGCAGCAGCAGCAGCGGCGGCCUCAGCAACCGCACAAGCAGAGUACCCUACAGACCCAACAGUAGCUGCAAUGUAUUAUGGGUACUACAUGCUGCCUGAUGGGACCUACUGCCUUGCCCCUCCUCCUCCCGGGGUAGACGUCAACGCCUACUACAGCUCUCUGCCCGCUGGAAUUUUACCAACCUCUUCAGGAGUGGUGGCCCCUCCCCCUCCGGGCACCACACCCCCACCUCCCCCGGCUGCAGUUGAGGUCCCCAAUAGGACGGUUUCUACUCAAGCAGCCACUGUGCCAACAAGUUCCCAAGCCCCAGUUGCUGCCAUUAUUCCCCCGCCUCCAGACACCCAGCCUGUCAUUGACAAGCUCGCUGAGUAUGUUGCAAGGAAUGGGUUAAAAUUUGAAACCAGUGUCCGUGCCAAGAAUGAUACAAGGUUUGAAUUCCUGCAGCCCUGGAACCAGUAUAAUGCAUAUUAUGAAUUCAAGAAGCAGUAUUUCCGCCUGAAGGAAGGAGGCAGUAUGAUAGAGAGCCUGACUGCUUCAGAUUCUGAAAACGAAACGUCUGUUUCUCCUCAAGAAUCGGCUGUCUUAAGCAUUUCAGACACAGAAAGCCUGAUAACCAAGGCAGUAAACUGCUCAUCUGACAUACCAGCUAAUGAGGGCAAACUAAUUAAAGCCUCCUUUGCCCCCAUAAGUUUUGCUAUCAAAGCGAAAGAAAAUGAUCUCCUUCCACUUGAGAAGAACCGAGUGAAGCUGGAUGACGACAGUGACGAAGAGGAGGGGGAGAAGGAUGGUCAAGAGAACCCCAGCUCUGGGGUAGUCAAGGAGGCUCCGGUUAUAGAGGAGAAGAAACCACAGCUUACACCGGAGGAGCUGGAGGCAAAACAGGCUAAACAGAAGCUGGAGGACAGACUGUCAGCUGCAGCCCGGGAGAAGCUAGCCCAGGCCUCAAAGGAAUCCAAGGAGAAACAGCUGCAGGCAGAGCGCAAGAGAAAAGCCGCCCUCUUCUUGCAGAACCUCAAAAAUCCGCUGGCAGAACCUGAAGCGAAGAAAGCUGAAGACAGCCCUGCUCGGGCAGAGCAGGAGAUUGUUGAAGUUUCUGCCGCCACAUCCGUUGGAUCAAAAGUUUUCGCAGCGGCAGAAUCAAAAUCCUCCAACAAGAAGUCGGGUAAAAGGAAAGAUUCCUUGCGUGAUCGAGAAAAGGAGAAGAAAAAGAAAAAGCACAAGAAGAGGUCUCGUUCCAGAUCUCGAUCCCGCUCCAGAUCCCACUCACGUUCCAAAGCCAAGCACGCGCUUCCAAGCGCCUAUAGGACUGUACGGAAGUCAAGAUCCAGGUCAAGGACUCCCAAUAGAAGACGAGAUCGCUCUUCAGAAAGAAGAUGUGAGGAAAAAGAAAGGGAGAGAUGUGUCCCCAGUGCUUAUCGGAUCAGUAACGGCCCAGGCUUCAGCAAGAAACGCUCAAGGUCAAGGUCUCCUCAUGAAAAGAGAAAGAAGAGAAGCUCAAAGUCGCAGAUAAAAUCUAAAGCUCAGUCCCGUUCACAGUCCUCUUCCCCGAAGCAGGCUUCCAAUAAGAAACCAGCUUCCGCACAUUCUACCAGUAUAUCUCCUGUGGAGAGCAGAGACUCCAGCCAGGAGCGAUCCAGGGGAGAAUCUCAGGAAAAAGACAAACCAGUAUCCUCACCUUUUGUCUCCUCUGUUCAAACUAAAAUCACUCAGGAUAUGAUGGCCAAAGUAAGAGCAAUGUUGGCUGCUUCAAAAGAUUUACAAGCUAGCAGCUCCUGAGCACCCCAUCAGAUCAGACCCCAGGGAAAACAGCUAUUAAACCAGAGCCAUGAUCUGCCUCACCACCACAACAGGACAAAACAGAAUUAUGUUGCAGUCCAUCUGGUCAAGCUGCUGCUUGUGGCAGAUAGUCCAGAAUCGGAAGCAAUCAGAGUUUUUUGUUAAUUUUAAUGUGGUUAAUUUGGUUCCUUGUUGGUUUCAGCAGAAUGUGUUGCAUCCCCUAGAGAAAAAAAAGGCACCAUGUCUGUUAGAGGUUUUAUACAUAAAAUCUGGCUUGUUGGCUGUCAGACCUUUUGUGAUUCGAGCUCCAUGUGCAUUGUUAAAAAAUAGAUGCAUACUAAAAAUGGAGCUCUUUACUCAGUGCAUUGGAUCCAUACGAUUGGUUCUAGUGAGAUUCAAAUUUAGAAAUAAGAAUUUAAUAAAGCUUGCUCCCCUGUAAGCAUAUGCACUUCACUCAUUAUUGAAUAGCUUCUAAGUUAUUUUUUCUCUUUGUAAGUACAAAAGGUUUGCCCGCCCACUCUUUCUUUAGAAGCCAGAUGGGGAAACAAGUUUAUCCUUCUAUGAAGGAGUAAUCAUCUUUUUUCAAACAGACUGUAACCGUUAAGGGAUUUUCUUUUAAUCCCCCCAUCUUACCUAGUUUCCUUUACCUUACUGCCUUUACACUGUCUGUAAGUAUGUACAGGAUUUCUUGGCUGUGCUGGUUUAUAAAAUGUGUCAAUAAAUUUGGAACAUGUACAGA